This is a messenger RNA of Rubroshorea leprosula, 414 nucleotides long. The record is from the annotation of a GenBank genome assembly. Lineage: Eukaryota; Viridiplantae; Streptophyta; Magnoliopsida; Malvales; Dipterocarpaceae.
UAUUUAGUUAUCAUUGCUAUCAUUCUCAGAAACAUAAGCUUGUAUGUUUUCUUCCUUAGAUGUCUCAAAAUCUUCCCAUUCACCUUCCUCCUCCUCUUCCUCAAUCUCUUCCCAACCUAAUGGGAAUCAAGAUGACCCCACAUGUACCACGUCAAGAGAUCCAUUACAUAUUUCAGGAGGUCCAGUCAUGAGAGUUAGAGCUAAGAAGAUGCAAGAAGCUUUAAAUGGCCUUAUUGAGCAGAUCUGGGUUGAUAACAACAUGCACAAGUAAAUCAAAGCUUGAAUGAUUAUCAAGGCAUGAUAAACAUUAUUCAGGUUCAAGAGAAGCUUAAUUGAGGUCAUUUAUGCUAAAUUACACAGUUUGCGUCAAUCUCGCAAUUCUGUCGCAAUUUGUAACAAACUGAUAUUUCAUGU